CCCGCCUUCACAUUCACUCGAAUCAUACAUACUCAUUCACUAACUCUUUCGCGGCGAAAUUCCAAAAUUCUCUGUGAUUUGUGAUGAGCGAUCCCAUUCUCAUCUCCGACGACGACGAAGCUACUACUUCCCCCUCUGCAAAGAGGCCUCGAAAGAAUCCUCUCACCCCUACAAUUGAACCAUAUCCCGUACUAUCAGCCUCUUCUCCUUUACUCUCUCACGACGACGACGAUGUCACUGUCGUUACCGGAGCUGGAGUUUCUUCCCGCGGCCGCGAUGAAGUUUGUACCGGUAAAGGAGUAAUAUCACUUCUUGACUCGGAUUCUGAGGACACUCCUCCCACUGAACCCAUAAAUGCUGAGCAACCUUUUCGAUUGGACUCUGUUAUCAGUGAUUCAGAUUCUGAUAAUAGUACUGAUUGGUUGCGGGGACCCAGUUCUCAAUCUUCACUUCCCAAAGUUUCUGUUCAGGUCGAUUCUUACCGAGAGAUCGAAGACAAAGGUGCUGAGAAAAUGGGUCUCAGCCAAAAGCAGGCAUCUGGUUCUAAAAGUCCAUCUCUUUCUGGUAAAGCAGUGCCAAGAAAGCGGUUGUCAAAUGAUGAAAGAAUCCGUGCCACUGAGGAAAAAAAGCUAAGGAAAGAACAAGAGAAAUUACAGAAAGCUGCCUCGAAAGCAGAAGAAGCUGAGAAAAGAAAGUUGGACAAAGAAAUGCGGAAAUUGGAAAAAGGAAAAUUGGCGCUUAAAUCUAUCGUCGUCGAGAUUGAUCUUCAGUUGGUUGAAGGAGCCCUUGGAGCACCUCUGAUCUCGCUGUUCGCCGAGAAAGGCAUUACAUAUCGUGUAACCUCUAAUCCAAUCAAGAGAUCUAUCGUGUGGAAAAUGACACUUCCGGAGGGUGUUUCGCAGAGUUUACCCCUAGGGCCCAUUCCUUAUAUUUUACUUGCGUAUGAGGCUGCAGAGUUUUGCAAUCUUGUUGCUAAUGAAAGACUUCUAGAAAACUUGUCAAGAGUGCGGGACCAGUACCCAUCUUAUACAGUGUGCUACCUCACAAGUAACUUAACCUCCUACGUAAAAAAAAGGGAAAAUGAAGGUUAUAAGAACGUGGGUAAAUCCAAUGUUUGGAGUCGACCUCCUAUUGAAGAGAUGCUUGCAAAGUUAUCUACGCACUAUGAUGGAGUGCAUUCCAGGCAUUGUAUAGAUGGGCCUGAGGUGGCUGCACAUGUUGUUGGUUUAACAAGCAGUCUGGCCUCUUGCCAGUUUAGGAAAAAGUCAUCUUGGUUAUUCGUAAAUGCUGAAGGUUUGGUACCCUCCAUGGAUUCAGUUGACAAGCACUUGAUUAAAAAGAGUCAAUGGUUAAAAGCUUUAGUAGCAAUACCAAAGGUGCAACCGAGAUUCGCGGUAGCCGUAGGGAAGAAAUAUCCAACAAUGAAGUCUCUUCUUAAGGUGUAUAUGGAUCCUAACAAAUCGGAACGUGAGAAAGAGAUGCUUCUAAAAGACUUGAAGUUAGAAGGGAUAACAGGAGAUGACAGAAACUUAGGACCAGCUGGUUCUAAGCGGAUAUACAGAGUUCUAAUGUCUACGGCUGGAGCACUAAACACUGAUGAAGUGGAAGACUAGAACUAACAUUAGAGCGAUUGUGUCUAGAGAUUAAAUUUUUGUACAUAUAUGCGAAAGUUAGAAACUUGCGAAACAGUUUGAUAAUCUCAUAACUUUUUUCUCUAUUAAUGUUGUAUUUUCUAUAGGUUUUACAUCUCUACGCCCUGAACCAAGUCUGGUUCCUGGACAAUGCUGAUUAUCGAAUGCAGUCUAGAACCUUCAGGUAUCCCCAAAGGCGGAUUCUCACAGGAACAAUUAUCAACAGCAAAGAGCUCCCACUCCUUAAUCCCACAUUUCUCCAAUGCUGAUUGCAAUCUUUC
This is a messenger RNA of Eruca vesicaria subsp. sativa (arugula), 1912 nucleotides long. Lineage: Eukaryota; Viridiplantae; Streptophyta; Magnoliopsida; Brassicales; Brassicaceae. The record is from the annotation of a GenBank genome assembly.